UACCUCUCACAACUCCUGCCUACAACUCAGAAGUCCUAGAGAGCACCUAAAGUACAAGGGCCACCAUGUCAGGAGUUGCUGCCCAGGUAGCCAAAGCCAGGGCCGUGUCCGAGGGUCUUGGGACCAAUAAGAACCCUGUGAAAUAUCUCAACCAGGACUUCGAGGAGCUGAGGGCGCAGUGCUUGCAAUCAGGGACCCUGUUUAAAGAUGAAGAAUUCCCAGCGUGUGCCUCUGCCUUGGGUUACAAGGACUUAGGACCGCACUCUGCCAAAACUCAAGGAAUUGUCUGGAAGAGACCCUCGGAUAUAUGUCCCACACCUUACUUCAUUGUUGAUGGAGCGACUCGCACUGACAUUCGUCAAGGGGCUCUCGGGGAUUGUUGGCUGCUGGCUGCCAUUGCAUCACUAACAUUGGAUCAGAACAUAUUAGCUAAGGUCGUUCCAGAAGACCAAAGCUUCCAAAACAAAUAUGCCGGAAUCUUCCACUUCCAGAUUUGGCAGUACGGAGAGUGGGUAGAUGUUGUAGUGGAUGACCGACUGCCUACAAAAAAUGGAAACCUGGUUUUUGUGCAUUCAGAGGAAGGUGAUGAGUUCUGGAGCGCUCUGCUGGAGAAAGCCUAUGCCAAGCUGAAUGGAUCCUAUGAAGCACUAACUGGCGGUUCCACAAUAGAAGGGUUUGAAGACUUUACUGGUGGGAUUUCAGAAUCGUACGAUUUAAAGAAGGCCCCGGCUGAUUUAUACGAGAUCAUUCAGAAAGCUCUGAAGGCAGAAUCACUGCUUGGAUGCUCAAUCGAUAUAACCAAUGCCUAUGACACAGAGGCCAUCACGAGUCGGAAGCUGGUGAAAGGACACGCGUACUCUGUCACAGGGGCUGAAGAGGUCAUCUACCGUGGCCAUACAGAGAAACUCGUCAGGGUGAGAAAUCCUUGGGGAGAAGUUGAGUGGACUGGACCUUGGAGUGAUGAAGCUCCACAAUGGAAUUCUAUUGAUCCCAAAGUGAAAGCGGCCCUCGACAAGCAGUCAGAUGAUGGGGAAUUCUGGAUGGCCUACUCAGACUUUAUAAGUGAAUACUCUAAGCUGGAGAUUUGUAACCUGACGCCAGAUACCCUCACUAGCAAAGAGCAGCACCAAUGGAAUAUAACUUUGUACAACGGAAGCUGGGUGCGGGGCUCUACGGCUGGGGGCUGUCUGAACUACCCAGCAACAUUUUGGACAAACCCACAGUUCCGAAUUAAUUUAGACGAGCCUGAUGAUGACCAUGAUGGAUCUCACCAUGAGCCAUGCUGUACUGUAAUAGUGGGAUUGAUGCAGAAAAACCGAAGGAGGCAAAGAAAGCUUGGAGAAGACCUGCUUAGUAUUGGUUUCACUUUAUAUAAGAUUCCCAAAGAGCUCCAGGAUCACACAGAUGUCCACGUAGGAAAGGAUUUCUUCCAGAAGACCCAAUCUGCUGCCCGCUCUGAUACCUACAUUAACAUGCGUGAAGUGUCCAAGCGUUUGAAGUUGCCAGUUGGAGACUACUUGAUUGUACCAUCUACAUUUGAGCCGUUCAAAACUGGAGACUUUUGUCUUCGAGUCUUCUCAGAAAAAGAGGCCAAGUCUUUGGAAGUUGGUGAUGUUGCUGUAGCAAAUCCCUAUCAGCCUCAAAUUACAGACAAAGAUGUGACUGAAGACUUUAAGAACACUUUCAAGAAGAUUGCAGGAGAGAAGGACGAAGUCGAUGCAAAAGAUAUCCAGGUGAUUCUGAACAAACUUCUAGCAAAGAGAACUGAUUUGAAAUCACAUGGAUUUAGUCUUGCGACAUGCAGAGAAAUGAUCAGUUUGAUGGAUAUUGAUGGAACCGGAACACUUAGCCUUGUAGAGUUCAAUGUACUUUGGAUGAAAUUAAAGAAAUAUAUGGAAACUUAUGUUAAAGUCGACACAGACCGAUCAGGAACCAUUGAUGCUCAUGAAAUGAGGGCAGCUCUACAAGAUGCAGGUUUUAAUUUAAACAACAAGAUUCAGCAGUCCAUCACGCAGCGCUACGCAGAUAGUGACCUCACUAUCAGUUUUGAUGGAUUCAUUGCUUGUAUGAUACGACUGGAGACCUUGUUCAAAAUGUUUCAACUCUUGGACCCGAAAAACACUGGAAGCAUUAAUCUCACUUUACCAGAGUGGCUGUGUUCUACAUUGGUAUGAGAGCGUACAAGGAUGCCGUUACCUGCUUUGAAUCGGUUAUAUAUUUCAAUCACGACAUUUUUCACUUGUUUAUUUUGGCACAAUAUCUGUUUAAUAUUAAAUACAUAGAUUUUAAUAGGUUAAUCACUGAUUGCUGCAAUAAAUAUGGCAAAUAAUCAUCACGUGGAACAAAGUAUAUGUCCUAAUCACAUAUAUGUAUUGAUUAUCCUUUGAUUUUAUGAAAGAAUAUAGUUGUGUUGAAAAUGCAAAUAAAAAUAAAUAUAAAAAUAGA
Messenger RNA from Pelobates fuscus (common spadefoot toad), 2445 nucleotides. RefSeq names its product calpain 8 (gene CAPN8). Gene Ontology annotation, molecular function: calcium ion binding; calcium-dependent cysteine-type endopeptidase activity. Gene Ontology annotation, biological process: proteolysis. NCBI's taxonomy places the organism in Eukaryota, Metazoa, Chordata, Amphibia, Anura, Pelobatidae. The transcript is spliced from 21 exons. The record is from RefSeq and is a predicted model, not a curated record. The coding region runs from base 66 to 2174 and encodes 702 amino acids. Gene Ontology annotation, cellular component: cytoplasm.